AUGCAGACACCACCCACGACGCCGACAGCACCGACCUCGCGCGCUGCAGCGCCAACUGCGCAGCCUGUGCAACCUCCAGCGCUGCCUCUCUCAGCCUCGCCACCGGCCACCUCGGCGCCAAGCCCUCCAGCCACGGCUCCGAGUCCGCCAGCCACGACAUCGCCCUCCCAGGCGCUGACUCCACCGGCCACAACGUCCCCCUCCACGGCGCUGACUCUGUCGGCCACGGCACCCCUUGCUGCUCGGCGUCGCGAAGCAGACGAAGAGCCUGAUUCUGCCGACGAUUCUGUCUGUGGUGUCGAUCCCACUGCUACCAGUGAGAGUGAGGUGAACGAGGACAGCAGCGACGACGAGGAACCGCUCACAGCAGAGAGCGCGAGCAGUGAAGCCGAAGAUGAAGAGGACAUUAGUAUCUUUUUGAAUGACGCGAGUCCUCGAGCCCGUGUGACUGAGGUGAUUCAUGCGGACGCGUGUGAGAACGAGUGCGUCAAGGGCAAGGCUCGUGAGUUGGAGUUCUUGCUGUGCUCGCUGGACCAGAUGACGAAGCAAGAGCGCACCACGAGCUUGUACACGCUCCUGGCUGUGUUGAUGCAGCCCCCCACGGUUGAGCGUAAGAGAGGACGGGGUGACCGUGAGAAGUUUCCGUACAUCCUCCCCUAG
This is a messenger RNA of Phytophthora sojae, 660 nucleotides long. RefSeq lists its product as hypothetical. Lineage: Eukaryota; Oomycota; Peronosporomycetes; Peronosporales; Peronosporaceae. The transcript has a single exon. Bases 1 to 660 code for a protein of 219 amino acids. The record is from RefSeq and is a predicted model, not a curated record.